Messenger RNA from Telopea speciosissima, 1474 nucleotides. RefSeq names its product E3 ubiquitin-protein ligase SIRP1-like. Gene Ontology annotation, biological process: protein ubiquitination. The record is from RefSeq and is a predicted model, not a curated record. The coding region runs from base 344 to 1417 and encodes 357 amino acids. NCBI's taxonomy places the organism in Eukaryota, Viridiplantae, Streptophyta, Magnoliopsida, Proteales, Proteaceae. The transcript has 2 exons. Gene Ontology annotation, cellular component: cytoplasm. Gene Ontology annotation, molecular function: ubiquitin protein ligase activity.
UUCUUCUUUUUUGUAAUAUUUUAUUUGUGUUCCUUUGUUUUUUUAAAUUCAUUUUUAUUUUAUCUCAUAUUCUCGAACGUAAAUUGCGUGUGACUUUGAUCUUUCUAUUUUUCUAAUUUGUUCCAGAUUCUUCUUUUUAUAUGGGCUAAUCCAAAGCAUUUAAAUCUUUUCUUUCCUUACUCCAGAAAAUUUCUUCAAUAUCACUUGGGUUUUUCUUCUUUUUUGGCUCCUGCAAUUGCUGUUGGAUUUGCUGCUGCUUUUUGAUUCAUCUUUGGGCCUCGCCUUUGACUAAAUUCCCUUUUCGAUCUCCAUUCUUGGUUGCAGAAGAAGAAGAGAGGUAGAGAUGGGUGAAGCUCUGGAUACAAGGUAUUGGUGUUACAUGUGCUCUCAAAUUGUGAACCCUGUAAUGGAAGUUGAGAUCAAAUGCCCAUUCUGCGAAAGCGGUUUUGUGGAAGAAAUGGAUAACAGUAACGAACACGAGAGCGAUGCCGAUCCGGGUUCUGACCGAGCACUCUCUCUUUGGGCUCCGAUCUUGCUCGGAAUGAUGGGUGGUGGUUCUCGGCGUCGAAGAUUCAGAAGAGAAGAAGACUACAGUAGUCAACAGGGAGAGUCGGAACAAGACAGGGACUUGGAAUCCAUCAUCAGGAGGAGGAGGAGAAGCUCGGCUGCCAUCCUCCAAUUGCUUCAGAGCCUUCAUGAUGGGAUCACAUCCGAAUCGGAUAGUUCAGAAAGUAAUAGGGAAAGAGAGAGAGAUCAUGAGCGUGUUAUCCUAAUAAAUCCUUUCAACCAGGCAGUAAUUCUGCAGGGCUCCUUCGACCUGAACCAAUCUGAUAGCCAAAGUCAGAGCACUCCUGGUUCUUUGGGUGACUACUUCAUUGGACCUGGUUUGGAUCUAUUGCUACAGCAUUUGGCAGAGAAUGAUCCCAACAGAUAUGGAACCCCACCUGCAAAGAAAGAGGCAGUUGAAGCAAUGCCUACUGUGAAAAUUAAGGACAACAUUCAGUGUUCGGUAUGCUUAGAGGAUUUUGAAAUAGCUGCAGAAGCUAAGGAGAUGCCGUGUAAGCAUAGAUUUCAUAGUGGGUGUAUUCUGCCUUGGCUGGAGCUUCAUAGUUCUUGCCCAGUUUGUAGGUUUCAGAUCCCGGCUGACGAAUCCAAGCUUGAUUCAAAUUCAUCCGGGAAUAAUAGGGAUAACGAGGUUCAAAACGGCGGUGGCAGCAGUGGCCAUGGCAGUGAUCGAAGUGGUGGAGAGGAAAGUGAAGGGGGAAAUGGGAAUGGGAGAAGGUUUUGGGUUCCUAUUCCAUGGCCUUUCAAUGGGUUGUUUUCUUUUUCAGGAUCUCAGAGUGGUGUUAAUGCUUCCUCAUUCAUCUUCAUCUUCAUCUUCCACUGGGGGUUCGCAAAGUGCUUCUCGAACAGAUGAUAACUGAAGAGUACUCGUAUCAUGUAGUAUAGAUUAUCUUCUUUUCCUUCAUCCUUC